AUGGUUAAACCGGGACACACCCACUCCGGCCGCCAAACGGGAGUCUGUGCCCGCCACUGCCUGGACACGGUCAAGUGGCUCCGGCCGUUUCCUCCUGCUCCUGUUUGCUCAGAGGAGCCAGACGGGUGCCCCCCCCCCCCAGAAAAACAAAACACAGUGCUCGGACUGCCUCUGUUCGUGCGGCCGCCGGCGGUGCUACAACCGACCACAAUAGGGAGGAGUGGACCAGCCGGAGCCGGGCGGGCGGUCUGCUUUCCACGGGGAUCACUGCUCGCUGCCGUCCCUCCAUGCGUCAGGAGAAAAAGCUCAAUGGAUCAGGAAUCCGCGGCGGCGGCGGCGUCCGGGGCCGGCUUCCUCUCCCUGAGCGAGCGCGAGCACAGGUUCUACUCGGGGCUGCGCGCGCUGUGCCGCGCGGACGCCUCGGGCAGGCUGUCGUCCGGCAAAGUGGCCGAGCUGUUCACCGCGUCCCAGCUGCCCCCCGAAGCCCUGCAUAAAGUGACAGAAGUGUGUGGAGCCAAGCAUCUGGGUUACUUUGGUACUCCUCAGUUCUACGUGGCUCUGAAACUCCUCGCGGCUGCCCAAUCAGGUCUGCCCAUCCGCCUGGAGAGCGUAACCGCCAAUCUACCUCUGCCCAGAUUUGCGGGGCUGCAGAAUGAGCCGGAGAUGCGAUACGCCGCGGCCCCCCCGGGUGGAGACGCUCCGCCCGCUCCGUGUGGGCCCGCGACCGCUCCUGUCCCCUGGAACCCGGCCGAGCGCAGCUGCUUCAGGAGCCUGGAGGCCAGCGCGCCAGACCACAAGGAGUCCUGGUCCCCUCCUGGAUCCCCGUGCUCCUCCCCAUCGCACUCUCCUCUGACCUACCGACGCUACCCCUACGCCCAGCAGAGGAACGGGGUGGACGCGCACACCGCCUAUGAGAGCCAGCGCUCCCCGCGGCGGGCGGUCCAGCCGGAGCAGCAUCCGUCGCCCGCCCGCUACGGAGGUCAGCCCGCUGCGGAGCAUCCGGCCAUGGCCCGGGCUCCCUCGGUGGAGCGGCUGGAUCAGCAGGCUGCGGUGGACCACUCCGACGACGACCCCUGGAGGAUCACGGCGGAACAGUUGGAGUAUUACACCAAUCAGUUCAAGAGCCUUCAGCCCGACCUCGGGGCGCUGAUCCUCGGAGCCGUGGCGAAGACCUUCUUCACUAAAUCUAAGCUCCCGAUAACAGAGCUGUCUCACAUUUGGGAGCUGAGCGACGUGGACAGGGAUGGAGCCCUGACCUUCUCCGAGUUCUGCAUAGCCUUUCAUUUGAUAGUGGCUCGUAAGAAUGGUUACCCUCUCCCGGAGAGCCUCCCCCCGGCCCUGUUGCCCGGGUUCCUGCAACCUGAAGAGGACAUACCCGACACCCCCGAGAGCGCGGAGCCCCUGAUUGUCUUUGAGGACGCGGAACCGAGGCCUGCCCCGAUGGAUCAAAGCGUCACAGAGAGGGUUCAACCAAGCUUUGCCACCGUAAAGCAAGAUCUAGAGGAACAAACCAGCAAACAAGAUGUUGGUGUGAAAAGUUUGACGGCAUCUCGAGAAAAAGCGACUCUGCAAUUGGGGACUUUUUCCGAGAGGCCAGAGCCGCCUCAUGAUCUGGACCCCCAGAUGAGGACCAAAACCAGACCGAGGUCCUACUCCAGCACUUCCAUCGAGGACGCCAUGAAAAAGGCGGAGGAGCCUCCCACCCCUCCCCCCCGGCCGCAGAAGUCCCACUCCAGGGCCUCCUCGCUGGACCUCAACAAGCUCUUCCAGCAGGGCGCUCUAGGGAUCAAGAGUGGCUGGCCGCUGCCUCCUCCGGCCCUUCCUCCGAGGCCGUCCAGCUCACAGGUGUCUGCUUUCGCCAGCGUCUUGGAGAAAACUCCCCAGAAAAAAGCGCCGCAGCCCAACUUCGCCGACUUCAGUCACUUCAAGGAAGAGGAGGAAAGCAGUUUGAAAUCUCACGAGCAGGCAGCCAGUCCUAGGUUUGGACCAAGCACUGAAGAUCUGACAAAUACCUCGAAACAGGAUAUCUCUGGAACUUCUCACAAUCAGCCACCCCAAAAGCCUAUCCGCAGGAAAUACCACCCGGAGAGCCAGAACCUGGAGAGUGUGCCUCCCCCCGCCAUGCCAUUUCCCACCCCCUCCAAACAGAGUCAGAAGCUGCUGGCCAGGCAAAAAAGGGAAAUCCAGAUGGCCAUCCGAAAGAACAAGGAAGCCAAUGCGGUGCUGAAACGCCUCAACAGUGAGCUGCAACAGCAACUUAAGCUUGGUGAAAAGCCCCAAGCCGGACUGUCCGCUCCCCUGGCCAUCACUCACAGCCGAACUAAUGGCUAA
This is a messenger RNA of Menidia menidia (Atlantic silverside), 2331 nucleotides long. Lineage: Eukaryota; Metazoa; Chordata; Actinopteri; Atheriniformes; Atherinopsidae. The record is from the annotation of a GenBank genome assembly.